Molecule: messenger RNA, 1950 nt
Organism: Verticillium nonalfalfae
Lineage: Eukaryota; Fungi; Ascomycota; Sordariomycetes; Glomerellales; Plectosphaerellaceae
Exons: 6
Coding region: 1-1950 (649 amino acids)
Biological process (GO): regulation of transcription by RNA polymerase II
Molecular function (GO): DNA-binding transcription factor activity, RNA polymerase II-specific; zinc ion binding
Source: RefSeq, a predicted model, not a curated record
AUGGCUGGUCCCGGAGGCGGUCCUCCCCGUCGCAGCCACACCAAGUCGCGCAAGGGCUGCGAAACCUGCAAGCGUCGGCAUAUUCGUUGUGAUGAAAACUUCCCUCAAUGCCGAAACUGCACCAAGCACAAGAUUCGCUGCCCCUACAAUGACAUGCCCGCCAUGGAAGACCGGUCAACGACCCCUGACAAGCCGGAUCUCAUGUGGACGCCCAGCAUCGUUGCCGACAUCGAGCAGUGGCAGCGCACCGGAAUCUUUCCCUUCCCCAACCUCUCCAUCUCCUCAACCCCCAACCCGGCCGAGUACAGCCUGGAAGAUCUUCGCCUGAUCUACCACGUUGCCUCGAUCAGCAACGAGAUGGAAGGUUUGGGUGCCACCAACUUCACGCUCUGGACACGCCAGAUUCCUGCCAUCAUCAAGCUCGGCUCGACGCACCGUUAUGUGAUGCACUCCCUGCUGGCUUUCUCCGCCAUGCACAUUGCUUUCCUCACCGACUGUCCCAUCGUUGGUAACCUAGCGUACGAGCACCGCGGUAUUGCUCUCAAGGGCCUGCAGGAGGGCAUCGGCUCAUUUGGCCCGGAAACCUCUGAUGCUGUCUUGGCUGCUUCGCUGGUUCUCUCCUGGCAAGCCACUGACUGGCGGAGCUGGACCCAGCUCAUGCAAGGAACCUCAUCGGUUGUCGAUGCCAUGGCUUCCUGGAGCCACGACUCUCAGUUUUACGACUGGAUCAGGGAAACCGGCACGUUCCCAACGGCCCCUCCUUCGCCCACCCCGGAUCACAGGCCCAGCCAGCCGCGCAAGGAAGACCUGGAUGCCCUGAACCGGACUCUCGCUCAGUUGCAGAAGGUCGAGGCCCACCAGAAACACAACAAGGAGGACACAAAGCACAUCCAGCAGCUCAUCAGCUUUCUCAAGGGAUCCCGCAAAGUCAGCCCGACCUUGUCCGUCGCCCAGCAGUUUGAACGCCUCCGUCCCCUGCGUACCUGGCUUUUCUACCUGCCCGUCAUGGCCCUCCAGCAGAGUGGUUGCUCCGUCAAUUCCCUGGUGACCAUCGCCCAUUACUACACGGUUGCCGUUCUGAUGGAGCGCCUGUUCCCUGAGAUCGGUGCUGCAUACUUUGGCAACCUUUCCAUUGCGCCCGUCGAGGAGAUCGCCCGCUGCCUGUUGUCCAUCAACAUUUCUGGUUCCAUCGAGGGUGAUCUUUCUACGCCGAUGAAGCUGAUGCAGUUCCCUUUGGACAUGGUCAAUGAGUUCCGCAACCGCAUCGGUAUCCUGGAGCCUGCCCGCACGCCCUCGUUCCCGCAGUACAACCCGCCCAACUUCUACACGAACGAGCCGGCCAACCUGCCCCAGGCUACGGAGUCCUUCAUGCCCUACGGCAACCCGGCCUUUAGCUACAGCCAUGAGUCGCUGACUGGUACCAUGCUCAACACGGAGGGCAUUCCCCAGAACGCCGUCAGUCCCUUGACUCUGUCCUCGCCCUUUGUCAACCAUCAGUACCUCAGCAUCCCAUCGCCCAACUAUGGCGGUUACAGCCCGGCCUCGUCCACCUUUGAGGGGUCCAUCGCCUACAGCGACACUGAAGAGUACGGCUCGUACGACAUGGGCGGCAUGUCUUCCGGCCACCACAUGUUCGGCUCCGGCAGCAACUUGAGCGGCUAUCCUCCGCCUGAGGACCCUUACCUGCUCUCGUCGACGGCGCACUCGACAGUUCCCUCCCCCUUCCUGCAGCCCGAGCAACUGGGCAUGCUGCCUCUUCCAGAGUCGCCGAUCCCCCUGCUCGCCUCGAUGCCUCGCCACCGCCGGCCGACCCCGCCCUCCUCUUCCGUGCAGGGAGAGUCUCCCAGUGCCAUCAGCGCGCCCUUCCCCCCACGUCAGCUUGGUCCUGGCCCGUCCCCUCCGCCGGCAUACCUGCACAGGAGUGAGAAGGGCAAGGAGCGCGAGCUGUAG